Messenger RNA from Raphanus sativus (radish), 882 nucleotides. RefSeq lists its product as uncharacterized. Lineage: Eukaryota; Viridiplantae; Streptophyta; Magnoliopsida; Brassicales; Brassicaceae. The record is from RefSeq and is a predicted model, not a curated record. The transcript has a single exon. The coding region runs from base 1 to 882 and encodes 293 amino acids.
AUGCUUCAGCUCAAGCCUAUGCUGAAUGAUUUCAUGAGAUGUCAGAUCAAAAAUGGGGCUUCGGCUUCCUUCUGGUAUGACACAUGGACACUAUUGGGGCCUCUGAUCUCUGUUGUAGGUGAUUCGGGUCCUCGUAUGCUGAGAUUGAGGAAGGGUGCUACAGUCUCGGAGGCUUCAGCUGAGGGAUCAUGGCGCCUGCCUGCUGCUAGAUCUCCAGAGGUGGAAACUCUCCAGAUUGUUCUCACUUCAACCCCACCUCCUUCUUCAUCACACGGAGAAGAUCAAUUCCUGUGGCGCAAGGCUGAUGGGAGUUUCGGACCCAAGUUCUCCUCAAAGAUUACUUGGGAGUAUAUCAGACAGCACUCUCCACAUGUUUAUUGGUCUAAAGUGGUAUGGUUCAGGGAGAACAUCCCUCCUACCGCUUUCACGGCCUGGCUAGUCCUUCUCCGACGGCUGCUGACUCGUGAUAGACUUCUACGAUGGGGUAUGAAUGUUCCUGCGGGUUGUGUCUUGUGCUCUUCUGGCCUUGAAACUCACCAUCACCUCUUCUUCGAAUGUGAGUACUCUUCCAGUAUAUGGUUUCAUUUCGCGAGGCCUUUUGUCACUGGUCCUCCGUUAGAUGUUCAUUCGGUAGCUGCUCUGCUUUCUCGCAACCGCCUGGAUCCUAAAGCGUCUUCCGUGAUCAAGCUCAUCUUGCAAUCUGCCAUCUACCUUAUCUGGAGGGAGCGGAAUGCAAGGAUCUUCACCUCUGUCUCUACGCCUGCGUAUGGUCUCCGUCUUGCUCUGGAUCGCCUCAUUCGGGAUCGACUUAUCUCCUUCCCUUCUCAAGACUCUUCUCCAUCUGUGCUGCAGUACUAUUUUACCUUUAUUAGGCCUCCUUGA